GAAAAAAAAGAAGGAAAAUUUUAGAUACCCUGCCGCACGCCGCGACCUUCGGCCCCGUCUCCGGUCUCCGCCUUCCCCCACCUAUUGGGGAGCGCUCCUGAUUCGCGGGAGCCAGCGGGCGAGACAAAGAGAAUCCCCCGCUCCUGCGCCGCCGCGGAUCAGCGCCGUCGCCGAUCGGAGGCUCUCGCUUCCCCCGGCGGGCGGCGCGCGCCGGGAGAUGGACGGCGGCGCGGGCGCGGGCGCCGGCCGGAGGAACGUCUCAUCGUCCUCCGGAUCCAGGAGGAGGGUCCUGCCCGCCGAGAACGGGCACGGCCAUGACGCCCCGCCGCCCUCCAGGCGGUCCUCCGUCUCCCUCUCCCGCGGCCACUCCACGUCACUGACCGGCGAGAGGACCGUGAAAAGGCUGAGGCUGUCCAAGGCGCUGACGAUACCGGAUCACACAACCGUGCACGAGGCUUGUCGGAGGAUGGCGUCACGCAGGGUUGACGCCGUGCUGCUGACUGACUCCAACGCUUUGCUCUGUGGGAUCCUCACCGACAAGGACAUAACCACAAGGGUGAUUGCUCGUGAGUUGAAGAUGGAAGAGACACCGGUCUCCAAGGUCAUGACCCGAAACCCUGUAUUUGUUCUCGCGGACACGCUUGCAGUCGAGGCGUUGCAAAAGAUGGUGCAAGGUAAGUUCAGGCAUCUGCCUGUCGUGGAGAAUGGCGAGGUCAUUGCAAUUCUGGACAUAGCCAAGUGCCUAUAUGAUGCUAUUGCACGGAUGGAAAGGGCGGCGGAGAAAGGAAAAGCAAUUGCCGCUGCCGUCGAGGGCGUUGAAAAGCAUUGGGGAGCAGCUGUGCCUGGUCCUAACAAUUUUAUUGAGACGCUUCGAGAACGGAUGUUUAGGCCAUCGCUGUCUACUAUUAUCUCUGAGAAUCCAAAAGUUGUCACUGUUGCACCAUCAGACAUGGUGUUGACAGCAUCAAAGAAGAUGCUGGAAUUAAAAGUGAGUUCAGCAGUUGUAGCAAUUGAAAACAAACCUGGAGGAAUUCUGACAUCUAGAGAUAUAUUGAUGCGUGUUAUCGCCCAAAAUCUUCCUCCUGAGUCCACCACGGUCGAGAAGGUCAUGACUCAGAGUCCUGAAUGUGCCACAGUGGACACCCCAAUUCUUGAUGCUCUUCACACAAUGCAUGAUGGGAAAUUUUUACAUUUGCCUGUCCUGGACAGGGAUGGAAAUGUUGUGACUGUUGUUGAUGUUCUUCACAUAACUCAUGCUGCAAUUGCUACGGUUGGAAACAGCGGGGCAGCUGGAUCCGAGGCAACAUCUGCCAUGAUGCAGAGGUUCUGGGAUUCAGCAAUGUCCAUUGGACCUAUUGAUGAUGACGAUGACUCGAGAAGUGAAGGGUCGACUAGAGUGGUAUCUGAGGCAACAGAUAUAGGAAGACCAGCCUUCUUUCCAGCUUCUGGCUUAUCAAACACUUUUGGGUUCAAGAUUCAGGAUAAGCAAGGGAGGAUGCACAGAUUUAACUGUGAAACAAGCGGCCUGGCAGAGCUGAUAACCAGCAUUCUUCAGAGGGUCGGCGACGACAUUGACAGAAAACACCUGCCGCAAAUUUUGUACGAAGACGAGGACCGUGAUAAGGUCGUGCUUUCGUCGGACAGUGACCUUAUAGCCGCUGUGGACCAUGCGAGAAAGAUCGGUUGGAAGAGCAUAAGGUUGCAUCUGGAUUACGCCGGCGUUGGCCGGCGGAAGGGAGGGGGUGGACCUUCGGACUUGGAGUACGCUGGCAAGGACGCAGCAUGGGCUUCUGCGUACAGCGCCGUCGCGGCAGGGGCGGCUCUGGUUGCUGGGCUCGGUGUGAUGGCCUACUUGAAACGGUCGGGGUAAAAGCUUGGAGGCGGAGAGCACGACGGCAGAGGGAGCACACGCUUCUCAUCGGAUCUGUGUGAUACAAAUGAUACUGCGUCGGAACGAGCAGAAUGGCUGUGUAAGUAAUUCUUGUGAAAAAGAGAGAGAGAGAGGGAGAUUUUAAUAAUACUAGUGUCAAGGCAGUGAAUGGCCGCCUGCAUACGAGGGAGUACACGGAACUGGUCGAGCCUUUUUGGUGGGUUCAGAGUCUCCACGACUAAUUUACCACGGCUGUUAGCGUCGUCACGAUUGUAUUUGUAUCAUAAAUCACACGAUCAUUAUACAAGAAGAGUCUUGUUGAGCCUC
Messenger RNA from Zea mays, 2197 nucleotides. RefSeq lists its product as uncharacterized. Gene Ontology annotation, molecular function: protein binding. The record is from RefSeq and is marked validated. Lineage: Eukaryota; Viridiplantae; Streptophyta; Magnoliopsida; Poales; Poaceae.